AUGCCUUCUGCGUCACAGUCUUCACAACAGUCCUUUUCGAUGACUCAGCUGCCCCAGACAAGGCACAAUGCCAAUGCCUCUUUCCAGCAAAGCUACGAUGGGCCCAUUUAUUCGGCCUCUUAUUCGGGCGUGGACGUGUACGAAAUGGAGGUCAAUAAUGUAGCAGUCAUGAGGAGACGGCACGAUUCAUGGCUCAAUGCUACGCAAAUUUUGAAAGUUGCCGGCGUCGAUAAAGGCAAGCGAACCAAGAUUCUCGAAAAGGAGAUUCAAACCGGAGAACAUGAAAAGGUCCAGGGGGGUUACGGAAAAUAUCAAGGCACCUGGAUAAUGUUCGAUAGGGGCGUCGAGGUCUGCCGACAAUAUGGUGUGGAAGAGCUUCUGCGACCGCUUUUGACGCACGACAUGGGUCAGGACGGUGGCGUUGCUGGCAGAGGAGACUUCAAUACGCCUACAAAGGAGCAGGCCAUGGCAGCCCAACGGAAACGUCUGUAUAAUUCCAGCAUGGAAGGGCGGCCCAAUGGCAUGUCCGGGACCUUUUUCAAGAACAUCUCGAGCACAGCCUCGCAUGCCGUCGCCGCCAUCAGCAAAGCGCGGUUCGACUCACCGGCUCCCAGAAACCGCAACGGUCCAACACGGGCUCCAAGCUUCAGCCGGCAACCUUCCAUGCAGAACGGCGACGAGUUCCCCGGAAACUCUCAACAGAGCUACACUUCCGACUACGGACAACAGGUUGACUCGGCAUACUCGACCCAACAGGCAGCUGCCACGUCUGCCAUGACUGAACAUGAGCCUCCGAGAAAGCGACAGCGAGUCGCCAUGACGCCAGUUGAUAGCUUUGCUGGUGGAUACGGGCAAAGCAUGGACAUGUACGCGGCGAAUUGUCCUGGUUCGCCAACCGAACCAAACGAGUCCUUCAUGUACACGCAGAGCGCGGCCCAGGACCGGUCUCCCGCAGAGGAUGGCAGUGGCCCCUUGCCCCCGUUACCUUACGAAAUGUCUCCCGACGUGGAGAUGAAACGCGGCAUGCUUAUGGGCUUGUUCAUGGACGCGUCAGUCCCUGAUGCGUCCAAGCAUGACAUGCUGCGAACCUUCAGCCCUGGUGAGCUUGACAUGCCUAUAGAUCCUCAAAGCCAUACCGCUCUUCACUGGGCUGCAACCCUGGCUCGCAUGCCCCUGCUGCGUGCUUUGAUCACCGCUGGUGCGUCCCCUCACCGGGUGAAUGCGUCGGGUGAAACUGCCCUGAUGAGAGCCUGCCUAGUCACCAACUCGAUGGAGCAAGGCUCAUUUCCCGAUCUGCUCGAGGUACUCGGUGGCACAAUUGAAUCUCGUGACCACAAAGGCCGGACAGUGCUUCACCACAUUGCUGUGACAAGUGCCGUCAAGGGUCGGAAUGCCGCAAGCCGGUACUAUCUCGAAAGCCUCCUAGAAUGGGUUGUUCGGCAGGGUAGCGCCCCGAGCAGCCAGACCAAUGGUAACGGGCCAGGCAGCUCCCAGUCCACCAUUCCCAAGAUGGGCAUUGCUCGCUUCAUGAGCGAGAUUGUAAAUGCCCAGGACAGCUCGGGAGAUACCGCGUUGAAUAUUGCUGCCAGGAUCGGCAACAGAAGCAUCAUUUCCCAGCUCCUUGAGGUAGGGGCCGACCCAAACAUUGGCAACCGUGUUGGCUUGCGUCCUCUUGACUUUGGCAUCGGUGGUGAGAAUAGCGAGGAAAAGACCAGUGGUGCCGCACCAGCAGAGAAGAACGGUGCCACUGGAUCAAGUCAGCGCACUCGUGAGAGUAGCGAUGAGAUUAUUGCUUCCAUCACCCAUCUUCUCAACGAGACUGGCACUGCAUUCCAGCAGGAAAUGAAGGCCAAGCAGACCUCAUUAGACGCAAUGCAUGCCACUCUACGCAUUACGUCCACCCAGCUGGGAGACGCUCGCCGAAAUAUCGAGCAGCUCACAGAGGGUGUGAAGAAGCAGCAGCUUUCCCGACAGAAGGUGGCAAAUCUGGCACACGCCCGCGAGGACGAACAGCUCCGCCUGAUGUACGAGCAAGCCCGCUCAAAUCAGCCAGAACCGUCGUCAUCGUGGGAAACUGAGUUGUCCGCGAUGCUCGAAGCCGCCGAAGAAUCAUCAGCCGCUGGCGGAGGAGGCUUUGAAAGCGAGGGAAUGCUUCCUUCUACCGCGGUUCUAAAAGCCCGAAUCCGGGCCCUUGAAGGCCGCCGAGAUGUCACACGGAAGAUGGUGUCAGCUCUCAAAGGUAGAAGCCGCGACGUCGAGGUCAAGUACCGUCGCGUGGUGGCUCUUUGCACAGGCGUACAAGAGAGUGACGUCGACGCGGUUGUCGACGGCCUCCUCAAAGCCGUCGAAAGCGAACGCGACGAGCUCGACAUUGGCCGUGUGAGGAGGUUCCUCGGCGGUGUGGAAGGCGUUGUACAUUGA
Molecule: messenger RNA, 2421 nt
Organism: Ustilaginoidea virens
Lineage: Eukaryota; Fungi; Ascomycota; Sordariomycetes; Hypocreales; Clavicipitaceae
Exons: 3
Coding region: 1-2421 (806 amino acids)
Cellular component (GO): SBF transcription complex; MBF transcription complex
Molecular function (GO): protein binding; transcription coactivator activity; DNA binding
Source: RefSeq, a predicted model, not a curated record